Drosophila mojavensis is the source of this 3270-nucleotide messenger RNA. It is a transcript of the gene Aef1, whose product is annotated as adult enhancer factor 1. The record is from RefSeq and is a predicted model, not a curated record. Gene Ontology annotation, biological process: regulation of transcription by RNA polymerase II. Gene Ontology annotation, molecular function: RNA polymerase II cis-regulatory region sequence-specific DNA binding; DNA-binding transcription factor activity, RNA polymerase II-specific. Gene Ontology annotation, cellular component: nucleus. The transcript is spliced from 3 exons. The coding region runs from base 524 to 1864 and encodes 446 amino acids. NCBI's taxonomy places the organism in Eukaryota, Metazoa, Arthropoda, Insecta, Diptera, Drosophilidae.
AGUGGAUCAUUUGUACCAGUUCAUUCGCGUCUAUUUGGUACGCAAACAGUAAAAGCAAAAAAAAAAAAAAAAAACAAUUUUUACUAUUUUUCUACGUUUUAUAAAUGAAUACAAAACAAUAAAUAAUGCUUUAAAGCAUAGUUUUAACUGAAUUAAAAGCGAACCGUGUACUUGGUGCACACUUGCCUGGCCCGCGAAAAAUCCAAUCAGAAAACGAAAAGGCCAGCACGAGCACAAAAUGGAAAGGCACUAACUAAUACAACAACAAGAGCAGCAGAAACCACAAUCAGGCCAGCCAGCAUGUCGUGGCAUUUGUGAGCAGCGCGCCAAAAACUUGUCACGAAGUUUCUUGUUAUUGACGUACGCUCCCGCGCUUCGAGCCGCACUUCCCCCGUCCCCCCUCCACGCACACACACAAAUACAUACAUAUACACAUACAGAUUCACACCCACACAUAUACAUAUACCCACCCAGUUCUGACGUCCAAUCCUUAAGUGCUUAGCUGGAGAGAAAGAGGAGGCUUAUGAUGCAUAUCAAGAGCCUGCCACACGCACAUCAGGCCGCUGCGGCAAUGAGCAAUUGCGACAUUGUGAUUGUUGCCGCGCAACCGCAGACCACGAGCGCCAACAACAACAACAAUGACACUGUUACACAGGCCAGCCAUGUCAGCCAUGUGGCAGCUGUGGCGCAUGCACAGCACCAACAGCAACAGCAGCAGCAACAACAACAGCAGCAGCAACAACAGCAGCAGCAACAACAACAGCAGCAGCAGCAACAACAACAGCAGCAGCAGCAACAACAACAACAGCAGCAGCAGCAGCAGCAACAACAACAGCAGCAACAACAGCAGCAGCAACAACAACAACACAAUCAACAGCCGCCCGCGCCCACAGAUGUAUCCCUUCCCUUCAUGCAUUUGAGCGGAAUUUCAGCGGAGGCUCACAGUGCCGCUCAAGCGGCCGCAAUGGCAGCUGCGCAGGCCGCGGCAGCGCAAGCCGCCGCUGCGGAUCAACAGCAGCCAACAGCACAACCUGCACCACCAACGUCGCACACGCUGGCCCAUCUGGUGGCCAAUGCUACGCACAGUCCCACGCUGGGUGAGACGCACUACGUCACCAACGGCCACUCAAACAAUGAGCACUCGGGCGAGGGCAACGGAUCGAGCGGCAGCGGUGGCGGCCGGGAACCAGAAAAGCCGUUCCAUUGCACGGUGUGCGAUAGACGAUUUCGCCAGCUGAGCACACUGACCAACCACGUGAAGAUCCAUACGGGCGAGAAGCCCUACAAAUGCAAUGUGUGUGAUAAGACGUUCCGUCAAUCGUCGACACUGACGAAUCAUUUGAAAAUUCAUACCGGCGAAAAACCGUACAACUGCAACUACUGUCCCAAGCAUUUCCGUCAGCUGAGCACAUUGGCCAAUCAUGUCAAGAUUCAUACGGCCGUUCGAAUGCGUGAUAUGCAAGAAACAAUUCCGGCAAUCGAGCACGCUCAACAAUCACAUAAAGAUCCAUGUCAUGGACAAGGUCUACGUUCCUGUCAAGAUCAAAACGGAGGAGGACGAGGGGUGACUAGGACGCAUGGCGUUGGCGCAACAUCAUCAUCUUCAGCAGCAGCAGCAGCAACAACAGCAACAGCAGCAGCAACAACAUCAACAGUCGUCAACGCCAUCCCAGCAACAACAACAACAACAACACCACAUCGAACAUCAGCGUGGAGUUACCAUUACGACGCUCCCGUCUACUACGACAGUGGCGCAACAUCAGCAACAACAACAACAGCAGCAGCAGCAACAAUCGCAUCUACAGCCCUCGCAUGGCAAUGGCAGCUCGCCGCAUCAUCAUUUCAAUGUAGCCGCCUUGGGUGAUUUAUCCGGCGCGAUGCAACUGGGCGCCGUGACGGCCGAUGGUAAUUUUGUGACCAUGGGCGGCGUUGUAGUUGGCCGCAUUCAGCAUCCGCGCAGCGAGGAGCUGCAUCAUCUGGGCGUCAUCAAAGUGGAAUCGCCAACAAAUGGCAUUGUCAAUGUGGCAGCGGCUGCCCAACGUGACGGAUGAGUCGAUAGGCUGCUCCUCGAGCCAAUGCUCAAGGAGCUCGUUGAGCUGAAUGAUAUUGCGUAUGUGGAACUGGAGCACGAUCAGCCGCAGCAGCAACAGCAGCAACGACGACGACGGCGACGUCGCCACGAAACAUAGACUGUCAACUGGGUAUUGUUGUCGUUGUUGUCGCUGUUGUCGUUGUUGUUGCUUUCGGUGUAUACGCUUACGUUGUUGUUAGUUGUUUAAUUGUAGCGAAACCUUGUUGUUGUUGUUAAGAUUUAAUCGUAACUGAGAACUUACCGAGAUGAAUUAUCAGGCUCAACGCUGGCUAGCACUCAUCUAUUUCUAGCUCUUGAGUCUUAGCGGAAAAGUAUGUGUUAUAUAAGCGUAUUAGAAAACUGAGAUGUUAGCUGCAGCUAAGCCUGAAUAUGUAUAGCAAAACGCUUCAAUAGUAGCUAAAAGAGAGGAUAUCGUAACCAACAGCAGCUAGCGCUCCAUGGCCUAAAAAGCAAAACGAAUGAUCAGAAAUAGAGCACACUCAACUUACACACACAUACACACACGCAUUCACAAUCACUUAACGAGGCAAUAGGUUUACAACAAGCUCCCUCUCAACCUUCUAACUAUACAUAUACAUUUAAUAGCUAACUAACUGUAACUGGUAGCGCAAAACUCCUAAACAAAAAACAAAAAAUAGAAAGAAAGAAAGAAUGAAGUUCAUUGAUAAGCAAAAAGUCAUUUCGUUUAAGUUGAAAGUUAAACAAAAAAAAAAAUAAAUAAAAUAAAAGAAAAGAAAAACAAAAGAGAAAGAGAAAAAUGCUUCACAAAGUGCAAACAAAAAGAUUAAGGAACACUAGAAAUGUUUUUAAAGAUUUGUUAUAUAUAUUUACAUAUACUGAUACGAGAGAAAAACCAGGAACUUUAAUUCAAAUUUUCAAUUUCAAAUUGUUCUUUAGCAUUUAAACGUUUAAGAGAUUGUUGUAAAUUGUUUUAGUACGAAAUUGAUUCUGCUGCAUUCGCUGGAAAACAGAUUGACUUAGUCAACGUUGCCCAAUGUCUUAAUUUACUUUUGUAAAACAUUAAACGCAAAAAAAAGCAAGAAUAAUUAUAAUACUUAUUUUCAGUAAAAUUGUAAAGCAAAAUUGUAAAAAUUGCAGCCAUCUUAAUAGGUCUUUGCUCCAAGGGCCUAACAAAUCCAAUUUGUUUUUAAUUCUAGCCUAAUUAUUUAAACAUUGUU